This is a messenger RNA of Penicillium brevicompactum, 1032 nucleotides long. Its product is annotated as zinc-binding alcohol dehydrogenase family protein. Gene Ontology annotation, molecular function: oxidoreductase activity, acting on NAD(P)H. Bases 1 to 1032 code for a protein of 343 amino acids. Lineage: Eukaryota; Fungi; Ascomycota; Eurotiomycetes; Eurotiales; Aspergillaceae. The transcript has 2 exons. The record is from RefSeq and is a predicted model, not a curated record.
AUGAAAGAAGCCGUGAUUGACAAGACCGUUGCCGUCAACAUCCGGGACGUGGGCAUCCCCACCCCCAAACCAGGCCAAGUGCUCAUUCGAGUCGUUGUAUCUGGUACAAACCCCAAGGACUGGAAGCUACCUAAGUGGCAGCCCGACAAUGCCAUCAACCAAGGCGAUGAUAUCGCCGGAUAUGUCGAACAAGUUGGCGAUGGCGUCCAAAAGUUCCGCAAGGGUGACAAAGUGGCCGCGUUCCACGAAAUGAUGAGCCCACAUGGCAGCUAUGCCGAGUAUGCCAUUGCGUGGGAGCACACUACUUUCCACCUGAGUGAGAAGACCAGCUUCGAAGAGGCCGCCACUAUCCCCCUAGCAGCGAUGACCGCUGCUCUGGGUCUGUAUCAAGAACUGAAAUUGCCUUUGCCCUGGAGUCCCGCGGAAAAGCCUACACCGCUAGUGGUGUACGGCGGAGCGUCAGCAGUGGGGGCAUUUGCUAUCAAGUUCGCACAGUUGUCAAACAUCCAUCCGAUCAUCGCAGUUGCCGGUAAAGGCGCACCAUUCGUGGAAACUCUCAUAAGCAAAGAAAAGGGCGACACGAUUAUCGACUAUCGCGAAGGCGACGAGGCAGUGCGUUCCAAGAUCAGGGCCGCCGCGAAGGGACCAAUUCAUCAUGCCUAUGAUGCGGUUUCCGAAAAGGGGAGCUAUGUGAAUCUCGGUGCGGCGCUCGAUGCGCCUGGUCGGAUUACCGUUGUCCUGCCCGCCGAGGCGGAUACGACUCCCGAAGGAAUCUCGAUUCACCGCACAAUGGUCGGGUCAGUGCAUAUGCCACCUGCUGAAGGCCAGACUCUCGGUGAUAAGGAGUUCGGAGCUGCCUUUUUCCAAUUUAUCGGAAGGGGUCUCGCGCAGGGCUGGUUCACCGGUCAUCCCUCAGAGGUGCGAAAGGGUGGAUUAGGCGGCCUGGAAGGAGCCCUGAAAGAUCUGGAGGCCGGCAAAGCAUCUGCAGUGAAGUAUGUAGUGAGAAUUGCGGAUACCGAAGGCGUACAGUAG